Messenger RNA from Phlebotomus papatasi, 2279 nucleotides. It is a transcript of the gene Zw10, whose product is annotated as centromere/kinetochore protein zw10. Gene Ontology annotation, cellular component: RZZ complex. The transcript has 3 exons. The record is from RefSeq and is a predicted model, not a curated record. Gene Ontology annotation, biological process: endoplasmic reticulum to Golgi vesicle-mediated transport; mitotic spindle assembly checkpoint signaling. The coding region runs from base 38 to 2215 and encodes 725 amino acids. Lineage: Eukaryota; Metazoa; Arthropoda; Insecta; Diptera; Psychodidae.
UUCUUCCAAUAAUUUCCACUGGAAAGUGUUGACAUUGAUGUCCGUUUGCUGGCGGCUUGCGUGGUUAAUUUUUGCAAAAGUAGGCUUUUUUGUUGACAAAAUGAGCUUUGUGCGUGAAGUUGUGGAGCUCGUUAGUGAGAAUAAGAAUAUGGACAUCCGGAAAAAUGUGCAAAAACUCACAGGUGAGAUAAAGAAAUUCCAGGACAAUGUGAGGAGUUUCGUCACGAACAAAUACGUUGACUUUCUACCGGACUUGAAUCAAUACGAGUAUUACUACGGGGAUUGUGAGAAUCUUUUUGCCGAGACGGAUGAUCUGCUUAAAACUGUGGAGGAAGAGGUGAAGAUGAAAGCAGCUAGUGAAGAGCUCCAAAGAUGCCAUGAGAAUUUCCAAGAGAUCGCUCAAGGAUUGAGGGUGACACACAAAAUUCUCAAAAUUGACCAACUGUUCAGGGACAUUGAAUCGGCAAAAUCUCACGAUGAGCACCUGACCGUGAUGAAUCUGAUUUGUGAACUCAGAGGUCUAAUUCAGGAUCCAACGGAUAAUAUUUUCAAGCAUCUCAGCUGCUAUGAAAACAUUAAGAUUCGCUACUACCUCGAGAACGAAUCAAUGCUGCACAAUCUCAAAUUGAAAUUUGAGUCUCUGGUCCAGAUGAAGGAGAAGACAUUUCAGAACACAAAAUGUGUGACGGUGAAAAUAAGCAAGAACGAGGAUGAACUCCAUGAAAUUGUCACUGCACUGGUUAGUGCCAAAUACAACUCCCGGAAGAUGUGUGAAUUCCUAAUGGAGAAUGUCUUUAAACCUUUGAUUACCAAGCCAGUGUCCUUGGACGUAGAUAAGGAGAAUGAUCCUCAAUUUGUGACUCUCCAACUGUCGUAUAGUACCAAGGAGAGAGAGGAUGAGAAUCUCCGUCCAAAUUACAAGAAAGUUUUUCAGCACAUUAAAAAUGCCUUUUCCUGCCUCGGUCACAUGAAUAUUUCCAUCACGGAGACCGAAUGUGUCUUCAAGAUCCUCCGUGAGUACAUGAAGGAGACAUUCACGAAGCUCAUCAUCAGCGAAUGCCUCGAUUACUCAAUUCCGGACAAUAUGAUAGAGAUGAAUGAGAGCACUCUGGUCACAGAUAUCACAGAAUUCAAUGAAUUUCUCAUGGAGAUGCUCUUUUUCACUGAAGAAGACCGAGAAUUUCUGGAUUAUGCGGAAAAAAUUGAAUUACUCUUCCGCAAUCGCUUCUUCAGGAACAUCCUGGACAAUGCAGUGGACAUUAUGAGAAAAGAUCUUCAUGACAUGAUACUUGUAUCCGAGAAAUUGGGUUCGGCAGAUGCAGGAGCAUCUGGUCCAGCAAUAUUCCCCAACUGCAUGGUGUCCAAGAGCACAAUGGAGCUAAUUUCUUUGAUGGAACGUGUCCUCAAGGAGAUUGAGGGCAGUGAGGAAAAAGUUGCUCAAGGCCUCUUGUCCACCAUUUCAAUUAUUCUCGACAGAUAUCUCACAGAAAUGCCCACCUACCAUGCCAAACUCCUCCUCAAUAUACCCCAACAAACCGCUCUUUUUCACAACAAUUGCAUGUUUCUGGCGUACUGGAUCACUAAGAAUCAGAGCAAGGGAAUCGAGACUGUUUCUGUGAUGGUUAAAUCUCUGCAGCAUCUUGGAUCUGAGCAAUUUCUCAAUCAAAUCAAAAAUCAAAGGGCUCAACUGAUGGAGAUUCUAAAAGGAUUCGAUUUGAGUGAUGCGGUGUCUGAGUUGGGAUUGGAACCUCCAAAGGUGGUUCGACAGUGCCUUAGACAGCUGGAUUUGCUGAAAAAUGUCUGGCAGACUAUUCUACCAGAUGUUGUGUACAAUAAAACCAUGGGAAAUCUCCUGAAUGAAUUUUGCAAUGAACUCAUUAGGAGAAUUCUCUUGGUUGAAGAUUUGCCAUCAGCUGUGGCGAAUGGAUUGGCUGAAAUCUGUGGUACAAUUAUAGACAGAGCUCCAGGAAUUUUUCAAGAUCCUUUGGAAAUCAAUGUAGCAGUGAAGAGUUGGGUGAAAUUGAAGCAAUUGGCGAUGAUGCUGAGUGGUUCUUUGGCAGAAAUCACAGAACAUUGGUCAGGAGGAAAGGGUCCGUUGACGCUCAACUACAAACCAGAAGAAAUUAAACAUCUCAUUCGUGCCCUCUUUCAAAAUACCAACCGACGCGCCAUUGCUCUCAAUUCAAUCGUAAGUGCAGGUGAACCUUGUUCAUAAGAUCCCAGUCGAUGUUGCCUUAUCAAUUAAUUAAUAAAUAUUGAUAUUGCUUUACAAAAAAAAA